Molecule: messenger RNA, 279 nt
Organism: Striga hermonthica
Lineage: Eukaryota; Viridiplantae; Streptophyta; Magnoliopsida; Lamiales; Orobanchaceae
Source: the annotation of a GenBank genome assembly
AUGAACGUUGAAGAAGAAAUUGGGCGACUCAAGGAAGAGAUCCAUCGUCUCGGCCAACCCCAACCCGAUGGCUCCUGCAAGGUUACAUUUGGCGUGCUUUUUAACGAUGACAGGUGUGCAAACAUCUUUGAAGCUCUAGUCGGCACGUUACGUGCAGCCAAGAAGCGUAAAAUCAUAACAUUUGACGGUGAGUUACUGUUGCAAGGAGUUCAUGAUAAUGUCGAAAUUAUCCUCAAACCUGACGCAGCAGCAAGCGGUGAAGAAGUUGUAAAGAGCUAA